AAAUAUGACCUCUCAUUAUUAUGAGGAUGAUGCAACCUUCAUGUGGAAAGGAAUAAUGUCUUCAUACAAAAACACUCUGGGGCUAGUCAAGAGAAUUGAUCUCUCAAGCAACAGAUUAACUGGGGAGAUUCCAAGUGAAAUCACUCAUCUUGUUGGGCUCGUUUCUCUGAAUCUUUCAAGGAACAAUUUGACUGGACAAAUACCUCUAGAGAUUGGAAAGUUGAAGUCACUAGAUUCUCUUGAUUUGUCUAGCAACAAGAUAGGUGGCAGGAUUCCAACAAGCCUUGAUCGGAUCGAUAGACUUACUUACAUGAAUUUAUCAUAUAACAACUUGUCUGGUGAAAUUCCAACUGGUACUCAGCUCCAGAGCUUUGAUCCGUCCUUUUAUGCCGGAAAUCCUCAAUUGUGUGGACGUCCACUUGAAGCUUGUAAUCUAGAGGGAACUGGUCGGCCAAAUGUCUCGAGUGAUCAAGAAGAUCCAGAUGAGCUCAUCACACCGGGCUUUUACAUAAGUCUGGGACUUGGAUUUGCUGUUGGAUUCUGGGUUGUCUGUGGGACCUUGAUAUUCAAGCGGUCAUGGAGAUAUGCAUACUACAACUUCUUGAAUGCUUUAAAUGAUUGGCUUUAUGUGAGGGUAGCUUUGAUCAGACGGCGAUUAAAGGAUAUGCUUAGUGGACAAUCUUAA
Rosa chinensis is the source of this 685-nucleotide messenger RNA. RefSeq names its product receptor-like protein EIX2. Gene Ontology annotation, molecular function: protein binding. NCBI's taxonomy places the organism in Eukaryota, Viridiplantae, Streptophyta, Magnoliopsida, Rosales, Rosaceae. The coding region runs from base 5 to 685 and encodes 226 amino acids. The transcript has a single exon. The record is from RefSeq and is a predicted model, not a curated record.